Molecule: messenger RNA, 851 nt
Organism: Cloeon dipterum
Lineage: Eukaryota; Metazoa; Arthropoda; Insecta; Ephemeroptera; Baetidae
Product: DNA damage-regulated autophagy modulator protein 2-like
Exons: 6
Coding region: 31-765 (244 amino acids)
Source: RefSeq, a predicted model, not a curated record
AGACUCGUCUGUUGCAUCACUCUCGGCAAAAUGCCGCACGCGAACCUCGAGUACCUGCCCAUCGUACUCGGCACGUUGCUUCCUGUCACAUUCAUCUGGACGUACAUCAUUGCAGUGUCGCUCAGGCACGUCGAGCCGGGAUUCCCGUACAUCAGUCACGCUGGAAGUGACAUCCCCGAGAGCUGCGUCUUCGGGCAGCUUCUCAACAUUUGCGCCGCUAUGAUGACGCUGUGCGUGUACAUCAGGCACAAGCAACUGCUGUCGCAAAACGCGCCUCACCGUCCGCCGUCUCGGCUGCUCAAGGCCGCCCUGUGGACGGGCUGGGUGUCCAGUUUGGGCGUCAGCAUCGUCGCCAACUUCCAACUCGACUCGCUCAUCAUCUUCCACGGCAUCGGCGCCGGACUCGCUUUUGGCGUCGGCAUUCCCUUCCUCUGGAUUCAGGUUGUCUGCACGUCGUACGACCCUCCGAGCAGCCUUUCGAAGGCGGUGCUGAAGACGCGGAUCGCUUUCGCCGCCACUGCUUCGAUUUGUUUUCUCCUGGUGCUGAUCGGCCUGGUCACCUCCUACGUUUUGCUUGGUCUCGGGAUUGAAAACGAGGUGCAGUUCGGAUUCUACCUGAUGAGCGCCAUCGCCGAGUGGAUCAUGGCCAUCGCCAUGUCGGCCUUCAUCGUCACCUUUGCCCGCGAGUUCCAGCACAUUUCCCUCUCCGCGCCCGAGGUGACCAACACGAAACACGAGCAGAGAUACGGCACUUUUCAAAAUUAAAAUUUUUAAAUACUGUUUUUUUUGCGGACCGUGGCGAUGUGAUUAUAAUAAUUAAAAUACUCACGAUAUUUUGUGUAAUUUUUAUU